GAUUUUAAAAUACAGUUUUUACUUUUAAAGGAUUAUAAAGUUUAAGAAGAGGGCUGCUUUUCCAAACAACCAUCAGAGUUAAGUUAUUCACGCCGUUGGAGACAUCGAUUUAGACACAUUUCUCUCCCUGAUUCUUAGAACCAGUCUGUCUCUGCUUCCCCAUCAACACAGCACUGGUACAGAUUUGGCUCUGAGGUUUUCCACCGAGACGUCAGGCAGGUGGGCGAGUGGGCGGGCGGACCUCAGCGUUUGGUCACUGGUUAUUUCAGAGCCUGUGAUCCCCGCCGGUCGGUGCUGCGUCCUGACGUCAGGUUAUUAUAAGGAGGCAACGGAACGGGAGCGGCUGGGCAGACAGCGGGGCUGAAGGGGAGAAAGGAGCGCAGAAACAGGCUGAAGGAAGCCGGACCAUGCUGAUCUGAUUCUCCACUGACAGGGCAUUCUGAAGAGGUGAUUAAGGGGAAAUUAUUCUGGAGCUACCAGGCAGAGUUGAUGUGGAGAAGCCCUUUUGGUUACAGUAAGAUGAAGGGGAUUCCUCUGCUCUCCAUCUCAGACUACAUCAUCACCAUAUCGCCAUGGCAACAGUUGGUGAAAUCAGUACUCUCUGUUCCCUACAUAUCACUUAAUAGAUCUCACACUAAGUCUCCAAAUGAGAUAUCUGGAGGGUGCAUGGCAGAUCCAGGGCCGGCCUGAGGUUGUCUGAGGUCCUGAGCAGAAUUAAAUUUGGGGGCCCCUUCCAGCAAAACCCAUUAUCGUUGAGAGGCACACUUACACUUCAAGUGUGGCUGUUUCAUCUCUUCCACCACAAACUAUUGGCUCAGUUAGUUUUUUUGAAAAUGGUCAACAUUUUCAAAGCCAGAUUUUUUCUUGGUUUGUCUGAUGAGUCAAGUCAAAUUUAGUGUAACUAAAAGUAAAAGUGUUAUAUCAGAUGUAUACCAGGUAGGUAGCAGAUAUCACUGCACUGUUGUAUGAAACCAUAACAUUUUAUUGUUAUGCUUAAAUUAACACAUCAACACCAACUGUUUUUUUUUUUUUUACUUUAACAUAAAAAUGCAAUAAACUUCUCUGGGUUAUUUUGAAUCUUAACCGGGUGUAAUAUUCACCAUUUUGCAAAUAGAAAUAGGCAUUUAAGUUUAAAGAUAACAGAAGAAAUAAGUCAGAAAUUAGUCAGCACUACAUAAAACAAACGUGUGAGGCUUUUAUUCUGAAGAACCACACGUGUCUUUUUGUAAUGAUGUAAAGUGUUCCAUAAGCAACCACUCAAAUAAUGCUGGUUCUUGUUGCUCAGCAGUUCAAUAAGUAACGUGGCGACUGUGGUGACAGUUGUGGGUUUGAUUCCAGCUUCCUUGUGCCACAUGUUGGUGUGCUGCUAGGUGAGGCACUUAACUACAACUUGCCUUCUGAUCUGUGUAUGUAACUGCAGGAAUUAAAACUUAAGUGUUGCUACAAAUGUAAAACUCUUGGGAUUUUUCCAACAGAUUUUUUCAUAAAUCUACCAUGUGUAAUUUCAAGAGUUGGUGCAAGUCCUCCAGGCCAGCAGGGGGCCAUCAGCAGAUUUAAAGUAGGCCUGUUUGGCCAGGUCAUAAGUGUCUCACCAGUGAUACAGCACAGUCUGAGCUGAAGAGAGGGCUUCUGGGUCCUGAGAGGCGUAGGUAUGGGGAAGGACUAUUACAAGACCCUUGGGAUCCCCAAAGGUUCCAACGAGGAUGAGAUCAAGAAGGCCUACCGACGGAUGGCGCUGCGCUUCCAUCCGGACAAGAACACAGAUCCAAACGCGGAGGAGAAAUUCAAGGAAAUCGCAGAGGCCUAUGAGGUUCUCAGUGACCCGAAGAAAAGGGUCAUCUACGACCAGCUGGGAGAGGAAGGUUUGAAGACAGGAGGCAGCAGCUCUUCUGGUGCUCCUGGCAGCUCGACGCAUCACUACACUUUCCAUGGAGACCCUCACGCCACUUUUGCCUCUUUCUUCGGGGGCUCCAACCCUUUUGACAUGUUCUUUGGCUCCAGCCGCAGCCACAGCCGCUCCAACGGUUUCCCCUUCCACAACGACCACAGCAACGGCGCAGAGCAGGACACAGAAAUGGAUGAGGAUGACCCCUUUGCUCAGUUUGGGAGACAGUUUGGCUUUCCUGGAGGAAUGAACAAUGGCUUUCCAGGGGAGGGUCGCAGGAGGAGGGGGCCAACCCCGUCAGAGCGCCUGGGGACCCACCGGAAGCACCAGGACGCGCCGGUGGUCCACGAGCUGAGGGUCUCACUGGAGGAGAUCUUCCACGGCUGCACCAAACGCAUGAAGAUCACUCGCCGCAGGCUGAAUCCAGACGGGAGGAGCAUGAGAACAGAGGACAAGAUCCUCAACAUCGUCAUCAAGAAGGGCUGGAAGGAGGGGACCAAGAUUACUUUCCCAAAAGAGGGGGACGAGACCCCUGAGAACAUUCCUGCCGACAUAAUGUUUGUGCUUAAAGACAAGGGGCAUGCCCACUUCAAAAGAGACGGUUCCAAUAUCAUUUAUAACUGCAAGAUAACCCUAAAAGAGGCGCUGUGUGGCUGCACUGUUAGUAUUCCCACGCUGGAAAACCGCGUCAUCUCGCUCCCUUGCCACGAGAUCAUCAAGCCAGGAACGUUGAAGCGGGUCAGGGGAGAAGGUCUGCCUUUCCCCAAGAACCCGUCGCAGCGCGGUGACCUCAUCGUGGAGUUUUCUGUCCGUUUUCCUGACAGGAUCCCCCCGCAGUCCCGAGAGAUUAUCAGACAGCACCUCCCCCAGUCGUAGGAGGACCACUCAGAGCCCUCCACCGGCAAAUAAAACUACCCAUCAUACAACCUCAUCUACUCCUCCCAUAUAUGGUAGUUACGGUUUUACUGUCCUGUGUUGAUCACAACAUCUUAGAAGGACAGACAAAGACUGGCAGGAUCAGGAUUUAAUUUAGCUUUGUAUGUGCUGUCUUUUGGUCCAAGCACACACACACACAUGCCCACACACACACACAUGAGUCCCCAGACAGUGAAGCGGUGCUGAGGCUGGGCUGUGCACAACUGUGGUUUCUACCCAACCUUCUUUUCUGAACAGUUUUUUACAAAUUUAUCAGUGGUUUUAUAAGCUCUCCUCCUCUCCAAUCCUUAUCUUUUUGUGAAAAGGAUGAAGUUUGAGAUAUUUUUUUAAAAGAAAUGCUUAAUUAGGAUUUUUUUUGUUUUCUUAUUUUUACCUCAAGUGUACCAGCAGCUUGAGUGUUUUCAGUACAUAGUCUAGUUUUAACAUAACUCCACCUUGACUUUGACUCCAUGCUAAAGAAACAUAGAUUUUAAGUCUGUAGACUCGUUAGUGUGGUCGACCUUCCCCAAACAGACAUCUGCUAGGCCAAAUUUCACAUAAAGUUCCACAUUGCACUGCAGUUUAGACUUGGCAUGGGCCGGUUUCUGGUCUCAAGGUAUUCCAGGGUUUUUAAAGGUUACGGUUUCAAAACCCCCAAACCUUUCUUUCAUACUGAUUGUUUAAUGUCAUUUUAUAGAAGAAUAUGAGAAAAUACUGGCAUUAAAAGCAACUUUUUCUAGCUGUUUGAAGUUGCUGUUCCCUCGUUUGUUGCUGUGCACUGCCGGUCAGCUGCUUGAAAGUAUGCUACUACUGUUUUUUAUUGCUUAAAAGAAAGAGAAGUUCAGCUAUUUGGAUACAGAUCUGGUAUAACACAGAAUGUCAUUAUAUGAAAACUAGAAGGGUGUCAUUUAUUAUUGUUAUUAAGCUGUUAGACUGUUUUAAAACUGUAUCAAGCUUCAGCAUGUCGCAAUCAACUGCUUGCCCAUAGAGUCAGCAGUAUAAUCAUGAUUAUGGCAUCUAGAGCAGGAGUCCCAAAGUCUAGAUGGAUCCCUUCUCCAACACACCUGAAUCGAAUAACUGAGUGACCUCCUCUGCAUGUCAUCAACUUCCAGAGGCCUAAUAAUGAGCCAUUCAUUUGAUGCAGGUGUGUUGAAUCAGGGAUUUGUCUAUAAGUUUUAGUACCUUGGCUCUUGACGACUCUCGCAUUUAACACUAUGGCAUUCGGAAUUUGAUUGCCAGAUAAGCAGAGCUGCUGAGGAUGUUUUUGGUCCAACGGGAUGUUUUUCUUGUUUUUAUUCCAACAUAGUCUGUUUUGCUACAGAAUUGACAAGAACAGCGACUCAGAUAGCGGCCAUAACAACAUCACUUUAUGUCACACUGUAAGCUAUACUGAUGCAUCAUUCAUGUCAGCAUGCUGGAUGCUUGAAAAUGAAAGUGAAACUCAUUACAGGACCUACUUUCCGAGUAAUUCUGUUAAAUAUUUUCUGACCAUCACAUUUUAUUCCAACAUAGUCUGUCGAUCCUUAAAUAUAAGAAUAGAUGGUGAUAUUAUGGGAAAAAUAACAUACUCAGAUCACUGUGAUUCCACAUUGUUGAUCCCAAAACACACGCAAUACCCAGAAUGGGAUACAAUUUUUACACAAAUACCCUUCAUUUCAUCAUGUUUAUAUCCACAUAAUGCACUUUUCAAUAUGAAUCAGCAUGAGAGCAACUAUAGUUCUUGGUCCUUUUAGGACAAAUAUGUUUGACCUAAGAUGUUACCUUUAGCCUGCAUGUCACCUGUUUUUGUCAUGGCUAUGAAACCAGCUUGUGAAAAAAUUGCAGCUCAGAGAAAUGAUCCCAAAACGUCUCAUACAGAUAAACCAUCAACCACUGAUUAAGAAGCAGAACAACAGAAAGCGAUUUUUUGCAAAAUAAGCAAGGUUACUUAAAGAAACUACAACACUUGUCAGAUCUUUAUUGUACAUUUUGUUUAAUUUUAUGUAAGACAACCAAUUUACCAGUAAAUAAAUUAAAUAAAUAACUUUUCCUAUAAUAAUCAUUAUGUAAUAGCUUUUUGGAAGUAACGGUACUUUUUAUUCUGAUUCAAAUGAAAACAAUUAGAUUACAUCAAGCAUUUUGGUCUUAAGCUUUUUUGUAAUUACCACUUAGCUAAAUUUUGUCAUACCAUGAGGAUUACGCACCGGCCCAUGUCUAGUUCACAUUAGCCCAUCUUGGUUGAAUUGAAACGGCAAUCACAACCUGCAACUGCAGCGGGAGCUUUGAUAAAAAUCUGCUUGCAACAAAGGGUGCUUUCCUUCAUGCUGAGCUGCUCAACACCGAUUAGCUGGCUCACUUUCUAAGGGACAUACAGGUGCCUUAGCCCAGUGUCAAACCAAUAACACAGGCCACACUGAAAUAUAUACAAAAAGCCAUGAGUGCACAACAGAUGAUGCCCUAUGCUGUGUUAGACUUUACCAUCUGGAGGUGGUAAAACUGUAAGUAAGCAAUGUAAAGUUUAUAAAGUACUGUAAGUAAGCCAAAAUGUUUUUAGGGAGCAAUUUGAUACGAGACUGAGGAUUUUUGUAAGUAAUUUAAAGCAAAGUGCCAAACAAGUAGAGGUGGGAUUUUCCCCGAGGGACUAAAUGACAGUUAUUCUGACAGCCCCCUGCUCUGUUGUGUAUUAUAUCUUUGUUCUCUUGUGGCUUUUGAAGGCCAUGUCUUGGUGCUAAAGUGAGCAGUGCCACCAAUAAACCACACUGCUUUGUGAUUUGAUAAGGCUUCUGUGUUUUAUAUGUGUACAGCUAGUAGAACACCCUGUUUAGGAACCAGGCCUUGAAGCGGAUGAUCUUUUUCUCAACAGCAGGGGGCGCUGAAACCCGUUGAGCUCCUCCUCAUUUUGUAUUUUACAUCAGUGAUGUAAAACACACUGAGAUGUUUAUAUGAGCAUGAGUUAUGCAGGACGUUCAUGUUGGUCUUACAUAUAUAUAUAUUUAAAAUGUUUUCUUCCUGGGAUGUUUAAAUGCAUUAAAAAUGCACUUUUAUAUUGUUCAAAAUAUUGCGGAAACAAUUAUAGGAUGGGAGAGACAUGACUGUCUGAUUGUGUGAUUGUUUGUACUGCCUCUUAAACCCUCAGAGGUGUGGCUGCAACCAGAGUGUACAUGUACCGCUGCUGAAAACUCGCCAUCACUGCUUGUCUGCAUUUGACAAUACGGUAUUUAUUAACUUUUAAUAAUGUAACAAAUAAACCAAAUGUGUGAAAUUAA
Messenger RNA from Xiphophorus couchianus (Monterrey platyfish), 6045 nucleotides. RefSeq names its product DnaJ heat shock protein family (Hsp40) member B5 (gene dnajb5). Lineage: Eukaryota; Metazoa; Chordata; Actinopteri; Cyprinodontiformes; Poeciliidae. Gene Ontology annotation, cellular component: cytosol. The transcript is spliced from 5 exons. The record is from RefSeq and is a predicted model, not a curated record. Bases 1652 to 2761 code for a protein of 369 amino acids. Gene Ontology annotation, molecular function: protein-folding chaperone binding.